Molecule: messenger RNA, 2400 nt
Organism: Formica exsecta
Lineage: Eukaryota; Metazoa; Arthropoda; Insecta; Hymenoptera; Formicidae
Gene: Pex13
Product: peroxisomal membrane protein PEX13
Exons: 5
Coding region: 233-1429 (398 amino acids)
Biological process (GO): protein import into peroxisome matrix, docking
Cellular component (GO): peroxisome; peroxisomal importomer complex; peroxisomal membrane
Molecular function (GO): protein binding
Source: RefSeq, a predicted model, not a curated record
CAAAGUCAUCUGCACAAGAAAUACAUAUCGUAACUUGAAAAGAUCUCCAACUAUUCUAAGUAUUUUUCAAGCGUGAUGACACACAUAUCAUGUGUGCAUACAUUUUACUGAUAAACUUGUCAACUGUGAACUUUGAACAAUAUCAGAAAAAAUAUACCACGUCAUUAUAUAUGUAUAUAUGUUGAUAUUUUGAAUAUAAGAAUUUUGAAGAAACAGAUGUAAGAUUCGAGCAAUGGCACCAGCAAGAAGUCAUGUUAUCAAUAGCAAUCAGCUUAGAAACUCUUCUAGCAUUUCGUCCAAUAUGCCAGGACCACAUUCACCCUUUCAAACUAUUGGAGCAGCUGUUCCACCUCCAUUGCCACCUCGUCAACCUGUUCAAAACUAUGUAGGAUACAAUGAUUAUAGACCAUAUGGUUCAAGUUAUUAUGGAAAUUAUGGAUAUGGUGGAAGUUAUAGAGGCUACGGUGGAUAUGGCUCUUUUGGAAAUUAUGUUCCUUAUUCUAGUAACAGUUAUGGACAAUUUGGAGGACACAGUGGUGAUGUAGAAAAUAGAUUUCAAGUGUACGCAGAAGAAAAUACGAGGUCGAUUUUCCGUGUAGUGGAGACAAUAUUACACACAUUUUCAUCUAUCACAAUGUUAUUGGAGUCUACAUACUUUGCCUUGACAAAUUCCUUGAGAGCGAUUUUGAGCGUGGCAGAUAAUAUCAACAGACUACGUUCAACACUUGGACAGCUACUGAGUACAUUUGCUUUAAUCCGAGUCAUGAAAUGGAUUUAUAAAAAAAUUUUAUUUAUGCUUGGUCUUCGAAAUAUGCAGAAUGUUACGACAGAAGAUUUGUGGCAACAAUCAAUGUUACAAACGACAAACGGAGAACAUACAGUAAUGACUAACGGACAGAUUUCUUCAUGGAUGAACAUUUUGUUUCUUGGUAUAUUUGUCGCUAUUCCAUAUUUAAUUCACAAAAUAUUAAAUAAUAUAAGGCAGACUGAAAUAAAAGUUAAUGAUCCAAAAGAAUGGGUUAAGUGCGAAGAUCCUAUAUGCGUGGCGACUGCAAUGUACGAUUUCACGGCGAUAUCUAACGAAGAAUUGAGUCUCAGGAACGGUCAAAAAAUAUGGUUGGCGCCACGAUCCUUGCAGUCAAAAAGUAUACCAGGUUGGUGGAUAGCCACUGACAAUAGAAAUGUCGGUUUAGUGCCUGCCAACUAUGUAACUAUAGUGGGACAGUUAAAGAAAAAGUCAGAAUCAGAAAGUAAUGGAAAUACCACCGCGUCUACGCUAAUUCCAACUUCUAUGCAAAAUGUAAUAGCUUCUAAUGAACAGGCAGAAACGACGAGUGUAAAUACGCUAGAACACACAACACACACACCUACCACCAGCCAACAAAGUACUGAUUUCUCUGAAACUAAUAUUAAAAAUGACUUACUUUAGUUCAAAUAUAUUGGGGGAUUUAAUUUAAAUCUAUCAGUUUCGAUAGUCGAAGCUUGUUACACAAUCUUAAGUAUAUAUGUGGCCUAUAUCUUUAUAAAAAGAACAUGACUGAUAUUCUUAAAAAUAAUAUACAUAAUAUAUAUAUCUUGAAUAAUAUGUAUGUGUAUUAAACAUGCGCCAUAUAUAUUUACUGGGUAUUAAGUAAGGCAAUGAGCUCUAUUUCAAUAUAAGGAUUGAAAAACAUUAUAGAAGUCCAUUUGUUGAGAUUUUUAAUGAAAAUGUCUAUUGAAGAGCUUACUGUAAAAAAAGAAUACCACAAGUUUCACUAUCUUUAAAAAAUUUAUAGUAAUAUUAUAUUUUAUAUUUUAAGUUACAGCAGGGGUAGUUUGUAAUAUGUGUGGGUGCACCAAGGAGACUAAAAUUCGUUAAAUAUUUAAUUAAAGAAAAAAAGACAAAGGGCAGAUGCGAAUCAUACAAAUGUACAUAUAAAUGAUUCAAUAUUUAUAAUUAAUUUUUAUGAAGGCGACAUUUCAAUAUCAGAUUAUACAUUUAGUGAUAACAAUAGUACUCAAUAAAUGUUUGAAUAUUAUAUAAAACUAAAUUUUUUCUCUGAUAUAUAAGAAGCAUGGUUUUUCGUCAAUUAUUAUUAAUUAUAUAAUUUGAUUGCUUUAUAUUUGUAGAAAAUGAAGAGUCGUUAAAUUGCACGUUCAGUAGGCCUAUUUUCAAACUUCGUAACGAUGUUGUUAUCGUUAAAAAUUACAGAAUAGCAGUACUGAAAUCGCUUUAUAAAUAAAUGAAUAUUUAGAGUAUAUCACAAUCUCGUAUCAUAAAAUAUUCAAACAUAGAUCAAUACAAUCGUGUUUUAUACCUGAAGAUCAGCAUAAAAUUAAUUGCAAUAUUAUACCAAAAAGAUUUUAAAUAUAAGACUCUAUAAGCUCAAAAUUAUAGAAUCUCCACACGGAAAAAAAAAA